AGCAGCAGGGGCGCGCGGCGCGCGAGGCUGGGCUCGGAACGCGCGGAGCUGGGGAGCCCAAAGAGGGAGAGAACCUCAAGGGGGCCGCGCCGAGAUCGCAAGAGCAAACGAGCCUGCAAGCUGCAGGCCAGGGAAGCAGGAGCUACCGCCGCCGCCACCACCGGCCACCAAGAGCGGAGCUCUGGCCCGGAGGGCCAUGCGCCGCAGGGUCCUGGGAUCCCGGCCGCGGUCGGGGCAGCGCUCCUUGGGCGCCCCGGCCCGCGCGGCCGAAGCUGCGCGCCUGUAGCCCGAGGCUGCCAUGGGACCAAAGCCAUGAAUGGUGCCACCCCCGGCUCGGCCUCCGCCCCCGCCCCCGCCCCAGUCCCCGACUGGCGGCAGUUCUGCGAGCUUCAUGCCCAGGUGGCUGCUGUGGACUUCGCUCACAAAUUCUGCCGCUUCCUUCGGGACAACCCAACUUACGACACGCCUGACGCAGGGACCUCAUUCUCCCGCCACUUUGCAGCCAACUUCUUGGCAGUCUUCAGCGAAGAGGUGCGCCGCGUGCUGGGGACAGCAGCGGACACCAUGGAGCCCGAGCCUGCUGUGGCCUCAGUGACAUCGGCGCUCAAGGUUGCAACCUAUGGCCACUCACGCAGCUCAGAGGACGUGUCUGCCCACUCGGCUACCAAGGCCCGUGUCCGCAAGGGCUUCUCACUGCGUAACAUGAGCCUGUGCGUGGUGGACGGAGUACGUGACCUAUGGCACCGGCGCUCGUCUCCAGAGCCCGAUGCUGGGUCCACCCCCAAGGCUGCCGAGCCUUCCUCUGAACCUCGGGACAAGUGGACGCGACGUCUACGGCUGGCGCGGACGCUGGCAGCCAAGGUGGAGUUAGUGGACAUUCAGCGUGAGGGCGCGCUGCGCUUCAUGGUGGCAGACGACGCAGCCUCGGGUCCUGGGGGCACCGGGCAAUGGCAGAAGUGUCGCCUGCUCCUGCGAAGAGCUGUCGCUGGAGAACGCUUCCGCCUGGAGUUCUUCGUGCCACCCAAGGCUUCCAGACCCAAGGUCAGCAUCCCCCUGUCGGCCAUCAUCGAGGUCCGAACCACCAUGCCCCUGGAAAUGCCUGAGAAGGACAACACAUUUGUGCUCAAGGUGGAGAAUGGAGCGGAGUACAUUCUGGAGACAAUAGACUCGCUGCAGAAGCACUCGUGGGUGGCUGACAUCCAGGGCUGCGUGGAUCCUGGGGACAGCGAGGAAGACACAGGGCUGUCCUGUGCGCGGGGAGGCUGCCUGGCCAGCCGUGUGACCUCCUGCAGCUGUGAGCUCCUGACAGACACAGACAUGUCCCGGCCCCCAGAGAUGACGACGGCGACAGCCGUGGGUGCUGUGGUGACAGCCCCACACAGCCGAGUUCGUGACACCGUCGGAGAGUCCUUGGCCCAUGUCCCCCUGGAGACUUUCCUUCAAACCCUGGAGUCUUCAGGUGGCGGUGUCAGUGACAGCAAUAACACAGGGGACGAAGGAGCCGAGCUGGACACCGAUGCUGAGCCUGAGCUGGAACUCUCCGACUACCCCUGGUUUCAUGGGACGUUGUCCCGGGUGAAGGCCGCUCAGCUGGUGCUGGCCGGUGGGCCCCGAAGCCAUGGCCUCUUUGUGAUCCGCCAAAGCGAGACUCGGCCUGGGGAGUGUGUGCUGACCUUCAACUUCCAGGGCAAGGCCAAGCACCUCCGCCUGUCUCUGAACGGCCACGGCCAGUGCCAUGUCCAGCAUCUGUGGUUCCAGUCUGUGUUUGAUAUGCUCCGGCACUUCCACACCCACCCCAUACCCUUGGAGUCAGGAGGAUCCGCUGACAUCACCCUAAGAAGCUAUGUGCGAGCCCAGGGCCCACCUCCUGACCCGGUACCAGCUGCCAGCACUGCUGCGCCAGUCCCCUCCUGCUGGACAGAGCCAGCUGGCCAGCACUACUUCUCCAGCCUGGCCACUGCCACCUGCCCACCCACCUCACCCUCCAAUGGCGCUGGAGCAUCGUCAUCAUCCGGCUCAUCAUCCUCAGCCACGUCCAUGCCCCCUCGCCCGCCUGAGGGGCCACUCAGUGUGCGCAGCCGCAGCAACAGCGCAGAGCACUUGCUAGAGGCUUCCUCCUCCGGAGCCACCGAGGAGCCCACAGAAGCCACGCUGGGCCGCGCUCGCGCUGUGGAGAACCAGUACUCCUUUUACUAGCUGCCACGCCUAUUAUGCAUGGGCGCCACACACAUCACAGCAGGCCAAGAACACCUGUGGUCUCUCCUGCCCACCAACAGCCUAACUAGCCCAUGAUGGUCAGCAACACCUAACAAUGGCUGGACACAGUGCCCAAAACAGCUGGCCAGCUAGCCACUUCAGACCCCAGGGGCCCACUGUGACCAUCUAUGGCAGCCCAAAGCUACAUCCAUGGUCGAUCAAGCCCAUGACAGCCCUCCAAUAAUUUCAAGCCCCACCCACUGGUGGUUGGCCACGCCCAUCAGCAGCUAUUUCAAUAAGGUCCAUCAAAUCCGUGGCAGGCAGCUCACUGACGACUAGCCACAUUUGGUGACUUCAGGCCCUGGCCACUAAUGGUUGGUUACUCCCGCAGUCCUGCAG
Molecule: messenger RNA, 2595 nt
Organism: Acomys russatus (golden spiny mouse)
Lineage: Eukaryota; Metazoa; Chordata; Mammalia; Rodentia; Muridae
Gene: Sh2b2
Product: SH2B adaptor protein 2
Exons: 9
Coding region: 313-2196 (627 amino acids)
Biological process (GO): intracellular signal transduction; antigen receptor-mediated signaling pathway
Cellular component (GO): plasma membrane
Molecular function (GO): transmembrane receptor protein tyrosine kinase adaptor activity
Source: RefSeq, a predicted model, not a curated record